CAAAGACGACGCAACCAACACACGCACAUCGCCUCUCGUCCUCGCCACGCUCUGCCUCCUGCUCUCUCUCCCUGCGUGAUGAGCCUGCACUUUGGGCUGGAGAACCCGCGCGGGUCGCAGAACUGCUUCCUCAACUCGGUUGUGCAGAUGCUGUGGCACUUGCAUGGCUUCCGCAAGCGCUUCACUCACCAGGCAGACUCCGAAGACUUUGGUGCACACACGCACCGUCCUCGCAACCGCGAUGGCCGCGGUGGGCACUACGACAAUGACGACGAUGACGACGAUGACGAGGACAGAUGCUUCUUCUGCGCAUUCCGUGACUUCUGGCUGUGCGUGACAGCCCUGGACCACACAGAGGCCAACACGCCGCUGCUGUCCACCGUGGAGCUGCGCCUGCGCCUCGCCAUGCACUACUACGGCAAGGACAAGUUUCAGUACGGCGACACCGCCGACGCCGGUGAGUGCCUGGACGCCAUUCUCGUGCAGCUUCACAAGGGCCUGACCCGCUAUCGCGGCAGCGGCGGCAGCAGCGCCCGCUCCAAGGGGCACAGCACCGCGCUCGGGUACGACGUGCUCCACUUCGAGGCGCUGGAGGCGUGUGCGCCGCCGUGCCUCAUCCACGAGCUUUUCGGCAUCCACGUCGUCGAAUACACCGUGUGCGAUGCCGGCCAUCUGGGCGAGCCCUCGCCCACCAUCCAGGGUGUGCUGUAUGUGCUCGGUGAUGACCUCCUCCGACACCGCCCCCGCAGCGGUGGUGACGCGUGGCCGUCAGACAGCGCCGGCUCCAACAAUGCGCUGCGCUUCGAGCACGCCGUGCGCGAGUCUGCGGACCGUCGCGACGACAUGUGCGAGUGCGGACAGUCGAGGAAGAUGCAGCGGUGCCUCCUCUCGCCCCCGCGCUACCUGUUCAUCGCCACCACGUGGGUUGGGGUGCCGCACGGCGACGCGUUCGAGGACUACCUGCGCAUGAUUCCAGAGCACAUCGUCCCCGGCGCGUGCUUCGAUGACCCGCCCUCAGGCCCAUAUGACCCCGCCAGCAUGUCGACGAGCUUCGACAGCGAUGGCAUCGGCAGACGCAGAGGGUCUCACACUGUGGCCGGCGGUGAUGGCGGUAGAGAGGAGGAGAAAGAAGAAGAAGAAGAAGAAGAAGACAGCAACGCCAACCACGAGAGCAAGCGUGGGCCAUGGCCACGUCACGACAGUGCUGGCAGCGGUGGUGAUGAGCAGGACACGUCAACGCCGCUUGCGCUGUGCUCCAUCGUGUGCUUUGUGAGCGAGCACUACGUGUGCUUUGCGCGCCACCUGCUGACCACGGGCCAGGAGGCGGAGCGGUGGUGGCUGUACGACGACGCGCAUAUCCAGCAGAUUGGCUCGUACGAGGCUGUGCAGGCUGCCAUGGGCCGUAACCACUACCUCCCCGUGCUCCUCGGCUACAGUGCAGCACCACGCGCAGCGCCGCCAACGCGACCACCACCAACGCCCGCGGGCGAGCGCGAGCGACUGAUGAGACAGCACAGCCAACAGCAGACCGCGCACCACAAGCCAUCCGCGUCAACAUCAUCUCUAUCAUCGGCAGCAUCCUCGUCAACCACGGCAGUCACGAGCACGGCGCAUCAGGGCAGUGGCAGUGGCAGUGUUGGUGGAAGUGGGGUGUAUGGCGGGCUUCGCUUGCAGGUGUACCAGCCAACACUCCGCCUCUCGCGGGAGCGGCGGGAGCAGGAGCGACAGCACUUCUUUCGCCAGCAGCAGCAGCAGCAGAAUACGGUGUCGCAGCAAUUGGCGUUCCCGCCACAGCCGCACUAUCACCAGCGCGCAUCACACCAGCACCAGCACCAGCACCAGCACCAGCAACAGGGACGGGAGACAACGACGCUGCCCUCGUACGAGUCGCUGUUUGGUGCCCAGGGAGCGUCUAUUGGCGGCGCACAGAGCGACCACGGCGUACGUUCACAACACAUGCCCGUUUCGUCGUCAGCACACCUUGCAUCACCACGCCACGACCACCACCGUCAGUACAACCAGCAUGCCCCACUGCAACAGUGGCAGCACCAACACCAACACCAACACCAACAAGACCAACAACAACAAUUGCAGCACCAGCACCAGCACCAGCGACAUCAGCAUCCGCCCGCCGGGGUGCACCCGGCCUCUCCUGCGCACGUGUUCACGCCAGCGCACAGCGCACCCCACGCACACCAGCCAGCACAUGCGCCCGCCAUGACCACGUAUCCAUCAGCACAUCAGCAGCGGCUACAGGAACCUGGGCCGGCAGCACCCCUCAACCCGCCACAUCCCCAGUACCACCGCCAACAGCAACAACAACCGCACCGUGAUGUGCACCACCAUCCUCAGGCGGGCCUGCGUGGGGGCAGCCACAGCCACAGCCACAGCCAUUCCGCCAACACUGGCACUGCUGCUGUCGCUACCGGCUCGUACCCAGCGGGUAACAUUGGCGCAACCAACAGCGCCCCUGCCCUCGCGGGUGCAACCCACCGUGCCGGCGGCAUCCUGGCACAAACACCGUCAACGUCGGAGAUGGUGGCACCACAGCGGCGCAGCAGCCAUCCCACACACACGCACACGCACACGCACGCGCACGCUGUUCCUCACACUGCACAGCAGCAAGCAAAGGAGGGGCCAAAAGACGCGGGCCGCCAGGUCUUUCAGGGGCGCGUGUAUCCGCCCACCAACAGCACGUUCUUCACCCCGCUACCCGUCCAGCCACCACAGCUACAGCAGCAGCAGCAGCAGCAGGCUUAUGGAGGGUCAUCGUUAGCACGGGGUGCGCCGCGCACGGCGACAGCGGCAACGGCACCAACGGCGCCCCCGCUUGCGUCGUCAUCAUCGUCGUCGUCGUGGACAGCUGUGCGUGGUGGUGUGAGGAAUGGAAACACCAGCCGUGCAUCGCCUGAAUUGGACCACUACACCACGCCGCACGGCACAACGGUGCGCCUGCCACGGCACCACUGACGGACAGCAAACGAAGCGAAGACAAAGGGGGAGAAGAGGGAAUGCGCAUUGCUUGCACUGCCACUCACAAGGCUUGGAAAUGAAAUGAACGAAGGAAGAAUG
Messenger RNA from Salpingoeca rosetta, 3072 nucleotides. RefSeq lists its product as uncharacterized. Lineage: Eukaryota; Choanoflagellata; Craspedida; Salpingoecidae. The record is from RefSeq and is a predicted model, not a curated record. Gene Ontology annotation, biological process: protein deubiquitination. The transcript has a single exon. The coding region runs from base 79 to 2970 and encodes 963 amino acids. Gene Ontology annotation, molecular function: cysteine-type deubiquitinase activity.